Molossus molossus (Pallas's mastiff bat) is the source of this 4944-nucleotide messenger RNA. It is a transcript of the gene GRAP2, whose product is annotated as GRB2 related adaptor protein 2. The coding region runs from base 363 to 1316 and encodes 317 amino acids. The transcript is spliced from 9 exons. Gene Ontology annotation, biological process: protein transport to vacuole involved in ubiquitin-dependent protein catabolic process via the multivesicular body sorting pathway. The record is from RefSeq and is a predicted model, not a curated record. Lineage: Eukaryota; Metazoa; Chordata; Mammalia; Chiroptera; Molossidae. Gene Ontology annotation, molecular function: protein binding. Gene Ontology annotation, cellular component: ESCRT-0 complex.
GGAGUAAGAAGCAGGGAGGAGGAGACACUAUUAAUGGAUCUGUGAGCAUGUAACCCUCUUUUUAGUGUGGUAGUUGGAAGAUAGCACAAGGUGGAUCUGUACUCUGAAAUGCAUUAAUUUGGAUGUGAAUUCAUCUUCCUUCUUGCAAGAGAGGAUUCUAAUAACUCACUGUCAAAGCCAAGAUAUAGACUCAACCUCUUCUCUUCUGAAAGCCUUUUCACAGGGCUCCUGCUGGGCCACCUUGGCUCUCCUGAACGAGCCUCCAGGCCUCCUGCAGUCCAAGUGCAGCUCAGUGCUUGAUCUCUCUCUGCUCCGAUUGAAGAUCGAAGAUCGAAGAUCGAAGAUCGGCUUCUUGUUACAAUAUGGAAGCCAUCGCCAAGUUUGAUUUCACUGCCUCAGGCGAGGAUGAACUGAGCUUUCACACUGGAGAUAUUCUGAAGAUCUUAAGUAACCAAGAGGAGUGGUUCAAGGCAGAGCUUGGAAACCAAGAAGGAUACGUGCCCAAGAAUUUUAUAGACAUUCAGUUUCCAGAAUGGUUUCACGAAGGCCUCUCGAGACACCAAGCAGAGAACUUACUCAUGGGCAAGGAUGUUGGUUUCUUCAUCAUUCGGGCCAGCCAGAGCUCCCCAGGGGACUUCUCCAUUUCUGUCAGGCACGAGGAUCAUGUUCAGCACUUCAAGGUCAUGAAAGACAACAAGGGUAAUUACUUCCUAUGGACAGAGAAGUUUCCAUCCCUGAAUAAGCUGGUGGACUACUACAGGACGACUUCUAUCUCCAAACAGAAACAGAUCUUCCUGCGGGAUAGGACGCAAGAGGAUCAGGGUCGCCGGGGUAACAGUCUGGACCGGAAGCCCCAGGGAGGCCCACACCUCAGUGGGGCUGUGGGAGAAGAAAUCCGGCCUGUGAUGAACCGGAAGCUGUCGGAUCACCCACCACUGCCUCCGUCGCAGUAUGCCCCCGCCCCGCCGCCACCUCAGCAGCAGCGGUACCCGCAGCAUCACCAUUUCCAUCAGGAACGUCGUGGAGGCAGCCUUGACAUAAAUGACGGGCACUGUGGCAUGAGCAUGGGCAGUGAAAUGAAUCCUGCCCUCAUGCACCGGAGACACACAGACCCAGUGCAACUCCAAGUGGCCGGGCGAGUGCGGUGGGCCCGGGCGCUGUAUGACUUUGAGGCCCUCGAGGACGAUGAGCUGGGAUUCCGCUCUGGAGAGGUGGUUGAAGUCCUGGACAGCUCCAACCCCUCCUGGUGGACUGGCCGCCUGCACAACAAACUGGGCCUCUUCCCUGCCAACUACGUGGCACCCAUGAUCCGAUGAAGCCCCUCUGGAGGGGUCAGAGGCUUUUGUCUGAAGCUGCCUGCAAGAGAGGAAGCAAGGAAGAAAAGUGGGAACUACGUAUACAUACAUACAUAUGUGUGUGUGUGUACACAUUUACACACUUAUAUAUGCCUAUGUAUACACACAUUUUAUAAUAGUAAUUUAUUAGCAAUUUAGUUGGUUAAUUAAUUGAUAUGAAAGGAACUCAGGUGGAGGCUUAUAUUCAUAUUUGUUUUUCUACUCCCCUCAGGGGGUGUGCAGAUGGUGGUGGGGAUUGGGAGUACGGGGCAGGGAAAUGAAACCGAAAUUUUUCCUGUCCUCAAGAUGGCACCACUUCCUCCUUGUCUUGGGAAUUUUCACUGAGUAGCUAAGCAGAGAUCCACACCCUGGCAUUGGCUGCAGAACCGCAGGGUGGAGUUGGACUUGGCAGGGCAUGUUCUGGCUUACCUGCAAGCCCUACUCACCUCGAGGGUUUGCAGGGCAGCUUCCUUCCUGUUCUCCAAGGGUAAGCACUGCGGGAUUGAGAAUUAGGGUGCAAACGCACAAGUCUGGGCUGGAGUGGUUAGAGUGUGCAGGCAGGACUAGAGCACAGGCGUCCUGAGACCUAGGCAAGGCUGGCCUCCUGAUCGGUGCUCACCGGGACCUUCAUCUCCUUGGCCAAUCCUCUUCCCUGUGGCCGCCAUGGAGAAAUGGAGACACCAUGAGGAACCAAGCACUAGGAAAAGGAGGGAUUUUCACAAAUCCCCCAGUGGCUUACUUGGGUGUAAACUCUGUGUCCCCAGCUUCUAAGAAAGUAGCAGCCUAGAUUCUAUAAAGUACUUGGAGAAGCUCUAGCCGAGAAUGCCAGAUGUUAGAAUCAUUGUCCUGUGGUUACAAGGGUGUCUCUUUGGGGCUAUAUUUGUUUUGCUUCUUGGUUUUCUGCGAUUUGAAGAUGCUGUGUCCAGUGGCACAGAGAGAAGCCCUGACAAGAGCUCUGACUAGUGAUUGGCUGAUUGGUUGGUUGGUUGAUUGGCUGAACAUGGCCUGCUGGGAUCUGGCUUUCAGAUGAGCUUCCUGUUCCCCUGACUGGUGAACCUCUGCUGGCACCUUCCCCCAACCACGAGCUACACCUGGGGAGAGGAACCCCACUGACAUGUCUCUCUUCAGCACCUUGAAGUAGAAUCAUGUUUCCUAGCGCUCACCCAGGGGCAUGAAGCACAGACCAGCCUGGCUGGGAAAAGGCCCUGGAGAAGGAAGCUUAGUGUCACAGGGGAGCCUGGGAGCACACAUCUGCACUGCAGGCGCCUAGAAGGUGUGUGUGCAUGUGUUCUGGGACACGAAAGAAAGGACACCGUCAUUGAAGGUAAUAGAAAAAGAAGAAAGAGUUUGUGACUCAGAAGUAACUGUCAGUGUAAGGGACACAUAAGCCAUGUCCCUUUGACUCUGUCCCUUUGACUCUGAAAUCUGCAAUUCUCUGAUGCCCACACAUCACCUUUAGAGAAAAACAGGAAAAGAAGAGACUCCGUGGUGGGUCUUGGGAGGGGAGAGACAAUAGCCGGAGAGAAGCAGGGUCGAGCGUGAGUGAGAAGCGUCUCAAAGCCUCUGGAAAUGAAAGCACAGGAAGGAAAAAGAAGUGAAGACAUUUCAAAGGAUGAAGAGCAGCGUGAGAGGCACAAAGGGAGGGAAGGGAGCAAGAGGUUAAGUGGAACAGGCGAGGAAGACGCUGGAGUCAGCAAGCAGACAAGGCUCUGGGAGGAGGGACGGAGGUGGGUGGGAGGAGGAAUUAGAGCAGAGAAAUGAACACCAGCAGGCAGGGGGCAAAGUCACCACAGGAACGAAGACGAGAACAAAGGCAAAGGAGACUGAAUCGGGUAUUUUGGUGCUAGGUAAUGUGAACAUAUCACGGUAAAUAAAAGCCAAAAUUAAUGUUUGAUUUUACAGUAUUUACAAACUGUAUGCUUUAAACAGCCCACAAACUUGAUCCAGUUGUCUAAUUAUAUGAGAGGAUCAGCCCCAGGGAAGACAGAGUGAAAUGAUUCGGUUCUGGCCUGGAUUUCGUGCCUUGAAACAUUUCUCAAGAAGGCAGUAAUAAAACAAGGGCCUUUGUUUUGUGGGGCUGUGCCCGGUGUUUGUCUCUCUUUCACACACACACAUACACACACGUGGGUGCAGGGGUCCUUGGCCUGCAGAGGCUGACCACACAGUGUGGGCAGAACUUUCAAGACCACUGGAACUGGACCUUCCGUUCCACUGGAGGCCAUUGUGGGAGUGAUUUUUAUUGAGGUGCUAAAAACAGCCCUCUCAUUGCAUGGCUCAGUUCAGAAGGAAGGUGUCACCCUGAGCACCCAGAGAACAAGGGCCCUUAGGGACCAAGCUAAGAAGACAAGGACCAAACUGUCCAUACUGGGGGAGGGAAGACUGACACUCCUUGGCUUCUAGUGCUGUCUGGGGGGCACCUGAAGAGUGCUGUCCACCUGACAGCAUUUCAGCACCAGGGGCACGUCUACCUACCUUCUCAUGAGCCACACAACCAGGAAACAGCACGUUGUCUCUGAAUCCAGCUGAAAUGCCUGUGGGCCUCGGGAGCAGGGAACUUCCAGAGAAAAUCCAGUUCCUGUUGGACCAGUUCAGUUUCCCUAACCGCUUGCUGAGGCUCGCUGCAUUUCAAAUAUCUGGCCCUGGCCCCUGCCCACCCACUUUUAGAUGGCCCUAGGGCGAUCUAAGGCAGGUGCUUCUCAAAAUAAAUGUGCCUAUGAAUUGCCUGGGGAGUGUGUUAAAUGCGGGUCCUGACUCAGUUCUUAAUUUCUACCAAUCUCUGCAGUUAUGUUGCGGGGUCCAUGGGCCACACUUUUAGUAGUAAGGGCAAAGAACUUGGCAGUGAGCUGAACAGCUACAAAAAUUGAGUUGGAAUCCUUUUCUAGGGAUAUUAGGGCAUCUUUCUUUGUUGCUAACAAAUAAUUCACUUUGGCUGUGGGAUGGACAGACAUGAUUCAGAACUAUCAUCAUGACAUCAUAUUUGGCUGCCCAGGUGACUUAUUAUUUUAGCAUCUUGAUCUCCAUCAAGAAUCAGGAAAUUUUAGGGUGAGACAUUCAGGUGAAAUACAACCAGGGAUUUCCUAAUAGUAAUUAUUUUAAACAUGAGCAGGGUUACCAAAGAAGUUGUGAAAGCUUUCUCAGGAAAUCUUUAAACAUAAAAUUGAUUCCCAUCAGGUGUGGGCCUGCUGGGAGGCGGGGGAAUGGCCCAUGUGACAUCAUUAGAUCUAACCUAGCCCAGAGCAAAACAGGCAGUAUGGAGGACAGAUUGACGUGGUUAAAACAUCUGCCAUUCAUCCGGUCUGAAGUCAACAGUUCAGCCUAUCUAUUACAAGGCAAGGGCGUGAGAAAAACAUAGUGUCAAUUCUUUUUUUAAGAAGAAUUUAAUGGCUCAGGUCCCUUCAGUUCUUUCCAUUACCAUAGACAUGCCAGCCACAUCUCUCCCAUCAGCAACUGAAUUGCACACUUUUCUCUCCACGUGCCCUCUUGUUCCCACUCCUUUCUCCACACAGAUGCCAGAGCAAUCUUCUGUGAGACAUGGAUCUGAUCGCUUCACUCCCCUGCCAUGGUGCUUUGGUUAAAAUGCAAAGUCUAAUGUGGCCCUAGGAGGUCUGGC